Messenger RNA from Suillus bovinus, 2125 nucleotides. RefSeq lists its product as uncharacterized. The transcript is spliced from 5 exons. NCBI's taxonomy places the organism in Eukaryota, Fungi, Basidiomycota, Agaricomycetes, Boletales, Suillaceae. The coding region runs from base 246 to 1781 and encodes 511 amino acids. The record is from RefSeq and is a predicted model, not a curated record.
CACGCGCCUCGUGCAUGUUGUAGGUAAGUACUUUACCCUCAUACAGAGCAUAGUCUGCGCAGACUUUACGUCUGCAAGAUGAUGACCUUCUCUUUAUAGACAAUCAUCGUUGAUCAUGCACCAUUCCUCAGGCUUGCAAUUCGAUUAUCGAUAUGAUGGUAUCCGAUUAUCAUCUGGGGCGUUAGCUUUAAAAUGCGUCUGGUCGAUAUCCCUGAUCUUUCAUACCCGUCAAUCAUCAUCUAGCGAUGGCAUCAGAAAUCAAGGACGACAACGCUAUAGAGAAACCUAUAGAAUUUCUUCCUCCACUCUUGUCCAAGAAAUUUAACAUAACUGAUGUUAAGCAGGACGCGUUCAAGUGGGAUAAGGAGUGGGAGGCGGCGAUUGCAUCUUCCACUGCAGCAGACGUCCUCAAGGAAAUGUCUUGUUUUCUAGACGAUUCUGUCUUUACUCCUGAUCACGUCGAGUACCUCCACAAAAUUCUCCGCGACUUCCAAAAAGUCGCAACUGACAUCCUGGACAAGCUGUUAAACGACGGCCACUUUGACACCAUCUGGUUAUUGUUGAAUGCCGUUGAACAGAGGAGACAUCUCCUUGAAGGUCUGAAGGGAGCAUCUAACGCACUUACGCUCUGGGGGCAAGAUUGUCGUGCUCUUUGCCCAGAGGUUACGGUUUCGAACCUCCUAUCGCAAGGCGGGAAGGGCUUCAUCGAUUUUCUCACUCGUGUCCUGGAGACAUCCAAGUCGUCCAAUAUACCAGCAUUCCUACCAAACUCGUGGUGGGAACAGGCUUCGGACCUGCCAAACCCAUGGUGGGGACAAGCCUCGGAUGUUUCACCACCUCCAAGACAGCGAUCCCGAAGCACAAAGAUUAUGUUCGAAGUCGCGACUAUCAAUAGGAAUAAGUUUAUCGGGCAUUUUGCUCUGUUUUCAACGUCGUCGAUCCUAAAGGACAUUACCGGUCGUGGUGAGGGGAUGAAAAAUGUCCUGCACCUAAUGGAGAAUUCAAAGGGAUAUGUCGCUCGAUCUAUUGCACAGGUCAAAACGACUUUAAGGGAUAAACCCGUUAUCCGCUGCGAAAACUGCACGAAAAUGCCAGAAGACAUCGGAGAAGGUGUUCGCUUCAUGGUAUGCAGUCUUUGCAAAUCAAAACUCAAAUUCGAGGUACACUAUUGUUCUCAAUCCUGCCAGAAAGAACACUGGUCCGUUCACAAAAAGGCUUGUGGUAAAAAGAGAGUGACACAGGGUCUGAGCGGGACAAAGGGAGACUCCCUUUGGGCAUUUAGCGACUCGGAUCCCGUCGCCAACCUGAUACGUAACCUCCCAAAGGAUGGGAUCACUCUCAGAAACAUCGGAGUGAAUCCGUGCAAGGGCAAACGUUCUCCUGCUGCGGAGCGUCAAGCCGAGAUGCUCGAGGCCGACAAAGAUGCCGAGUACUUCCUUUUUACUGCGAGUGGCGAACGAGUUCGCUUUGUGAUCGACGAUCUAGGCGCGAAAAUGAUCUUCCGAAUCAAUCGCGGUGUAGUCCUGACGCAGCCAACUAAUACUGUGGGCGUUAAUGCUCUAGGGGAGUAUAUGCUCAAGCUCAUGAGCAAAUAUCCUGGAUUAAGUCGGGACAUCAUCCUAAAGCAACUCUGUGCAGAAUAUGGAGACGACGUCGCCGGAGAGAUUGUGAAGUUAGAACAGGAUUCUGGAAAAAGGGGAGCCGGCACGUUCAUAGAAAGUUGGUUGAAGGAUUGCUCGAGCGUGUUCGGGAGUUUCUCUUGGCUCAACUUAAUGGUGUGAACAUGUCGACGUGUCCAUGCGCAUGUUUUGUACGUUAGAGAUGCCAUUAGGCUUUUGUUCAUGGUCACUAACCGUUUUCAAAACUGCACUUUAUUUCCUAGCUACGUCUUUUGGUUUUGUCUUUCGCGGUUAUCUUUGAAGAAAUGUACGGUAUCUAUUGGUCGAGCUGAAUCUUGGUGAUGUUGAGUUUGUCUUACAUUUUGUCCCUCGUGGUUGUCACACCCAGUUCAGUCGUCUAUAAGACAUCCGUAACCCUGCAACAACGCCAUGUGUACACAAGCCACCAUGCGCAUAUGGCAUGUGUUCUUAUAUGAGCGGUAUCAUGAGAGCAGACAAGAAAUCUC